AAAUUAAGGCCAACAAGAUGAAGAAGUUAUUCUCCAAGAUCGACAACAGCACGUCGAAAGAGACUGGCAACUGUGUGGGCAAAGCAUUCACAGUUGGUAGGGUCACAGUCAGUGUGGAAGAAGUCCUUGCUGAAGGUGGUUUUGCAAUUGUUUACCUGGUGAAGGGCAACAAUGGCACCAGGUAUGCCCUCAAACGAAUGUAUGUGAAUAAUGAGCAGGACCUCAAUGUGGCCAAGAGAGAAAUACAAAUAGCUAGUAAUUUAAGUGGGCAUAAAAAUAUUAUUGGAUAUGUUGAUUCAAGCCUGACUGCAACUGGAGGUGGGGUUUACGAGGUGCUAUUGCUGAUGCCUUAUUGUCAGAACAGUGUGCUGAGUCUAAUGAGAGCAAAGGGUAAGGCUACAUUCACUGAACAGGAGAUCCUGGGAAUGUUCUGUGACACUUGUGAGGCUGUGUCUAGGCUGCAUCACUGCCAAACACCUAUCAUACAUAGGGAUCUCAAGGUGGAGAAUAUUUUAGUAAGCGAAAAUGGCAAUUACGUUUUAUGCGACUUCGGCUCGGCAACGGGUCGCGUACUCAAUCCAGGAACUCAGGGUGCUAGUGUGAUCGAAGAGGAAAUAAAGCGUUACACCACACUGAGUUACCGCUCGCCCGAAAUGGUCGAUAUGUAUUGUGGCAAGCCUAUUACCACGAAAGCUGACAUCUGGGCCUUGGGUUGUCUACUAUAUAAGCUGUGCUUUUUUACUUUGCCUUUCGGAGAAAGCACGCUGGCUAUUCAAAGUGGUAACUUUUCUAUCCCAGACAGUUCGAAAUAUUCUAAAGGAAUGCAUCAAUUAAUUCGAUACAUGCUAGAAGUAGACCCUGUUAAACGUCCAGAUAUUUAUCAAGUUUCUAGUGUAGCAUUCCAUUUACUUGGGAAAGACAAUCCAGUCACAAAUUUAAUGAAAACGCCGACUCCGAACAUUGAUGAAUUACCAGUGCCGCAGUUUGAGGCAGAAGCAAAGAAAACCCAAAUCAAAGUAACGGCAAAACCGCAAGUGUCGUCAGUAGCCGAAGGCGGCACCAGCGUGAUGCCUCGUCAACGACCGAAAGGAAACACAACUCAACCAUUGAGCAUCGCGUCCAUUCCGCUUACGCUCAGCCCGAGUCCUACAACGAUUAAAAAAUCCCAGAGUCCAGUGGCUAUUCCCGAACCGGCACCCAAACCGAUUCCGCCAACUACCACCACGCCCUCCUCUUCGACGGCAAACGCUAACACCGCCGCUCCAGCAUUCCCCCAAAGUAACCAAAGCUUCUCACCAGCAUUCCAAAAUAACCAAAACUUCUUUCCUAGUCAAGAGGGGCCUGAGAAGGACUUUGAUAAUUUGUUCGCGUCGUCCGCGUAUCCCGAUCCAUUUAAAGAUGGCGGUGAGGAGAAAUCAUCACCGAUUAGUCCUGAAUUUAGCGGCAACGGCAACAAAUCGGUCGUCGGCGGGUUGAAGGGACCAGCGGAGUCUUCUAGUCAAUGCAUCGUCAGUUCCAACACGCCGCCGGCAUCCCCUGUACUCUCUGCGCCGAGAGGUCACCGCCGAAAUAUGAGCGAUACAACUGCAUUCAACAAAGUGUAUGCGACUGAGACAUCACAGUUUUUAGCACCGUUUGAGUCGUCAAUGAAGCAGCGCGCGGGUCCCGCUGCUGAAGACUCUCCGGUCGAGGAGGUAUCCAGCGCACCUAAAGCGCAAGCAGGUAUAUCUGCCUCUACCACAGACGUAUCGCGUCCUAUUGAGCCUGAUAAUCGCUCACUAUCGGCCGAUGUCGCCGAUUGGAAUCCUUUUGGCGAGCCGCCCUUCAGUCAAAUCACGGAGGACCACAUUUUCGGUGCAGAGUUUGAUAAGAUACGUCGUGGAAGUCAAAGUAGCAUUCAGGGUGUGAAGUCACGUGAGAGCCUCGUCAUGUCCUUGUCGGAAGACCCCUUCGGAAGCGCACCGUUCAGUCUUCCAGUAAAAAAUAAAAAUAAGAGCGGAUUCCAAAGCACAGCAAAGGCGGCUGCUUCCGCACCGGGAAAUAAUAAUAGCGACGCUGCGAAUUAUAAGACUUUAAAACCGAAUAGCAUCGAGAACUAUUCGAAUGGAGAAGAAGCUGAAGCAGUUGUGGUUGCGUCGCCUCUGUUCACGAAGGCUCCCAUUGAAGAUCGUUCGAAAUAUGAGAAACUAACGCAGAACUCAUUUUAUGACUACGUUAGUUCGGACAAUUCGUCAUCGGACACCAACGAUGAUGGUGUCGCAAGAGAACAAAUUAAGAAAAAGCGUCGAAACAAAGCAUUGCCUACCAAACUGGGGGAGAUUACCUUAAUGAAGAAUUUCAACAGGGAGAAAAAAGUCUUAGAACAUUGCGAAUCUAUAGAAACUGAUGACUCCAUUGGUUCAGCGAGUGAUUUGAGGGAUGCUGAAGAAAUGGACGACAGUGCCGAAUUACGUGUCGAUAAUGAAACUAUCAGUGAUGUACAGACAUGUGGUUCAUCAGCUUAUCACGCCGAGUGCGAAAGUUUAACAAUGCACGAUGAUGACGGCGCGCCUCGAAUAAGUAAGACUGUUAUCCCUGAGGAGAAGUAUGUAGAAGAGGAAGAUAUGCUGUUUGUGGGCCAUCAAUACGGGGAGAAACCUUUGUUACUGGAUGAUGAGCUCGAUUCUGAUUGUGAAGUUAAGUAUGAAGAUCACAAGUGGUCCACGAGCAAAAUGAAUACAAAAUGCAUGUGGAUUGAACCGUCCAGCAGCUUUGAGGAGUCCGACGUGUUUGCCCUAGCGCCAUUUAAUAAAAUACCAAACAAGCGAAGAGAGCCACCACCGUUGAAAAUGAUUUCGAAACCGCGCGCACCCAGUCCAGUGAAGUCAAGCACGCCGCUCCAGUUGGAUGACUUGGCAUCAAAAUCAAGCAGACUUAAUCCUUUCCUAGAAGACAAAUUUAAUAACGAAGUGCCACCAAACGGUGUUGAAAUACCUGGGGCGGUUACUUCGCUGCCUGCUGCAUUACCUCGCCCGUCCGCUGCAGUCAAUUAUAACAAAUUCUUUACUGACUUGGAUAAUUUCCCAAGUAACCACAGCCAAUCAAAAGUCACCAUGUCGUUGGACUUGACGAAUCAUCCGCCGCCCACUACAAAUGAAAUAAAAUUCCCAAAGAUUCCUAUUCAGAUUUCACAGACUCAUUCGUUGGAUAGGAAAGUAAUGCCGUCCGAGGUAUUUCAUAGUUUCGAAAUGGAAGCCACCAACAAUGUCCCCAAGAAGGAUAAAAAAGAAAAGAAAACUAAAUACGUCCUGAUGGAUUCCAAGACGGAGAACAACAGUGAUGAGAAAAAGAAGCGGCCUUUUAGGAAAACGCCUAAGAAAUGUGAUACUGUUCACGGUGGCUUUAGCAACAUGAGUUUUGAAGAUUUUCCCUCCGAUGAUAAUGAAGUGCGUCCGCAAAACAUCGUGGCACCUUUUGAAGUAAUACGGACGCCCGAGGACACCGAGAAAAAGUUUGGCAGCUUGAAACGAAUGAGUAAUCCGUUUUCCUAGGAGUUCUUUUGGCUUGAUUGCAGUAUUGUCUCGAACAUUCUUUUUUACAUAUAGUAUUUAUUAUACAUUUGGCUAUGCCACCAUCACGAUAGUGAUAUUGCAUUUAAUGUUAGAGUGGUAGGUUUUUGGCAAGUUAACGGAAGUAAUUUUUAAUCAAGGAACAUGCUAUCUUAUUUAUUCUCGCUUUGAUUAUCACCUUGUGAUAUGUGACAACAUUGUUGUUAUCAAUUAUUCCUAUCAGCUAAUUUAAAUCCGUCUGGAAAAAAAUGUAGACAGGAAUCCUAUAGUCAUGUGCCUUGGACAUUAUUACGGAAACUAUCUUUUGCUAUUUUGUUAUCAAGAGAAUAUUGAUAUAUCUUAUGGAGAUUCUGAUUCAGGAUACACGCAACCAAAGCUAGUUUUUGGUAAACUACGAAUUAUAUACUUGUUAUUGCUCCUAAUAUAUAUAAUAUGUUUAUGACGUUAUAAAAACUUUAGGUUUAAGUAGAAGUUCGUAUUUAUUAUUUUUCGUUAUUAUGCAGCUGCUAACAAAUAUUUCUACGUAACGUAUGAAAAGUUAUGAAAAUGAAACAUUCCCUCCUGAUAUUAUAAACCAUUUUGUUUUUCGUUGUUACGAUUGAUAUGAUUAUUUCCAUAUUUAUCUUUAUUAAUUUUACAUAUUAUCACCUUUUGUACCGUUUGCAAAUGCUUUUUGUUGGUAAUUUUGAAAUACAUGUAUUAUUAUUA
This is a messenger RNA of Dalotia coriaria, 4256 nucleotides long. It is a transcript of the gene Nak, whose product is annotated as Numb-associated kinase. The transcript is spliced from 10 exons. NCBI's taxonomy places the organism in Eukaryota, Metazoa, Arthropoda, Insecta, Coleoptera, Staphylinidae. Gene Ontology annotation, molecular function: protein kinase activity; ATP binding. The record is from RefSeq and is a predicted model, not a curated record. Bases 18 to 3530 code for a protein of 1170 amino acids. Gene Ontology annotation, biological process: protein phosphorylation.